Molecule: messenger RNA, 525 nt
Organism: Tripterygium wilfordii
Lineage: Eukaryota; Viridiplantae; Streptophyta; Magnoliopsida; Celastrales; Celastraceae
Product: dirigent protein 4-like
Exons: 1
Coding region: 1-525 (174 amino acids)
Source: RefSeq, a predicted model, not a curated record
AUGUGCUGCAUCAACACUGGAUUGGCACACGAAAAAUCAUACUACACAAAGAGCAGACCAUAUGUUCACAAGCAGAAGAAAAUCACCAAGCUCCACUUCUACUUCCAUGAGACUCGCAAUGUCCAAAACGCCACUGCAGUCAUUGUAGCCAAACCCGCCACCAACGACACUUCACCUUCCCAAUUUGGCACUGUUUUCGUCAUAGAUGAUCCUCUAACCAUCGAUGCCGACCCGUCCUCAGAAGUGAUUGGGAAGGCAAAAGGCAUGUAUGUAUAUGCUGGCCAAGAUAGAACAAUGCUGGUAAUGUAUGCUGAUUUUGGUUUUAUUAAGGGGAAGUUUAAUGGAAGCUCUAUCAGUGUGAUGUCGAGGAAUUCGAUUUUGGACACGGAACGUGAUGUUGCAGUGGUUGGAGGUACAGGGAAGUUCAGGAUGGCUAAAGGGUUUGCGCAGCUUAAGACCUAUUUAGGGAAAAUAGUUCAUGUUGGUACCCUUGUUGAGUAUACCAUCACAUUGGUUCAUUAUUAA